Morus notabilis is the source of this 2559-nucleotide messenger RNA. RefSeq names its product putative calcium-transporting ATPase 13, plasma membrane-type. The transcript has 2 exons. Gene Ontology annotation, molecular function: P-type calcium transporter activity; nucleotide binding. The annotation marks the transcript as partial. Lineage: Eukaryota; Viridiplantae; Streptophyta; Magnoliopsida; Rosales; Moraceae. The record is from RefSeq and is a predicted model, not a curated record. Gene Ontology annotation, cellular component: intracellular membrane-bounded organelle.
UUUUUCUUUGUUUUCUAAUUUUAUUGAUGAUUGUUUCCGUUCAUUUUCUUGCAGUAAAUUGCUAACUAUUCCCAGGAAAAGUUUGGAUUAAGAAAAGUCACCAGAAUCCUGUAUAUGGCUCACGUGUUAGAAGCAAGCUCUGGACAUCAUGCAGUUCUAGACGACCUUGAGUCUCAGCAAACUGCAGUGUUGGUCACUGUUAAUUAUAAAGGAAGAAAAUAUUGGCGUCAGUUAUAUAUAAUUCUCAAAGUUCGUAAGAUCUUUGUCUCAAUCAGACUAGUCAAAGCCAAGGGAAACCAAAGACUCAUCUCCUCUUCAGCUCUCACUUAUGGUGCCUUGCCCAGUACUACUGCUGCUUAUGACGUGGAAUCAGAGGAGAUAGAAAGCACAGAACUUCCAACCCCAGCACCUCAAGUUUCACAAGAUGAUGCUCGUUUGGACAUAGUGGGUGACACUACUAAUGGUGAUGCAGAACUCCAACGCGCCAACAUUGCCAACAUAGUAAGGACCAAAAACUUAUUCUUCUUAAACGAUUUUGGAGGCAUCAACGGAAUCGCACAGGCUCUCAACACCGAUUUAGAGAACGGAAUCCCCGGCGAUGAAAAUGAUCUAUAUUACCGAAGAGUUAAAGGAACUCCACUAGUCUCUAUUCCACAAGCAACGGAAGCUCCUGCCCCGGGCUUUUUCGGCUUUCUUGGACGGCACUGCAAUGACUGCACCAUUCUUCUUCUAUUUUUUGUUGCGGUGCUUUACACCGGAUUCGGAAUCAAGAAAGACGGACCGAAGACUGGCUGGUACCAAGGGGUGAUCAUAGUCCUUGUCAUUAUCAUACUUGUGGCUGCUCCAACAAUACGUGACCUAUGGCUUAAACAUUCACGCAGGAAAAAAGUGGCCAAAGAUUUGCGAGAGCAAUAUGAGGUUGAUGUGUUUAGAGGAAGAUGCCUACAAAAAGUGUCCAUAUCUGAGAUUGCGUUAGGCGAGGUGGUGCGCUUGAGCGAAGGAUCUCUAAUCCCUGCUGAUGGGUUGUUUAUUGGUGGCGAUUUUCUUGUGGUGCAUGAUGGUUUGGAGACUUCCAUUGAUGAAGAAUCUCCAUUUCUCUUUCAUGGCUCAAAGGUGAGUCAUGGAAGUGGACGUAUGCUAGUUACUUCUGUGGGAACCAACACCGAGUUGGGUGAGGCGAUGAGUAAAGUGGCCGCUUGUACUCCUGAGGGGAUAACGUUACCAGCUCAACUUGACAAGUUGAGGAAGAUCACGCAGAUUGCCGGGCUCUCAAUCUCGAUUCUCAUUGUUUUAGUGUUGUUACUCAGCCUAAUGCUCGGCAGAUCAAGUCGCGUGGCCAAGCCGGAUCUCCCAGAGCUCAAGAGCAAACCGUCUGCAAGCGUGGAGAUCAUGGAUAUCAUAGAGAGAGUUGUCAAGAAUCCGAGUGAAAAGGCCAGCAGUUUCAUAAAGGCUCCACUUGCCAUAGUUCUAGUGGGAGUUCUUGAAGGAAUACCUUUUUUGAUCACGCUAGCCGCAAUUUAUUGGAGAAAGAAGAUGUUGUCUGGGAAGGCCUAUGCUCCUGGACUGUUGGAUUGUGUAAAGAUGGGCUCGGCCACAACCAUUUGCACUGACACGACUCCAUUGAAUUCGGUGGAUGUCGACAUGUGCUUCGUUGGUGAUGAUGAAGUCAUCAAAACGGGCUUCAUUGAUGUGAUGGAUGAAGAGCUUCGAGUAGCUUUUUGUGAUGGUAUUAGUACCCCACUUGUUAUGCCGUCGAGUCCUCGCAGGGUAACAGAAGAUCCUCUCCUUCCAUGGGCUGCAUCAAAUGUAAAGAUGAAUCUUGACAUUUUGAGGCAGAAUCGCAGAAUUGUGAAGACAAAAGGAUUGAGCUCGAAUGAAGAAGGAAGUGGAGUGUUGUUGAAGAAGAAUAUUGGUAAUGGGAGAGAAAUCUUGUGUUCGCAUUGGAAAGGGCCUGCGGCAACAAUAUUGGCCAAGUGUUCAAGCUACUACGACAGAAAUGGGGAUAUAAACGUUUUGAAUGAAGAAAAAAGAACGCUUUUUGAGAGAAAUAUUGAGCAGAUGCGACGUGAAGGUCUCAAAACCGUCAAUUUAGCUUGCAAGCAAAGUGACAAUCAAAUGCUGGAAGAAGAAAAUUUGAUCUUGAUAGGAAUGCUAGGCCUGAAUAAGCACAAAUGUUGUGUGGAGACAAAAGAAGCACUUAAAGCUUUUCAAGAUGCUGGAGUAAAAAUCAAAUUGGUUUCAGAACGUGACUUGUUAGAGCUUCAAGACAUAGCGAGUGUCUGUGGAAUUGUUCCCACUGGCGGAUUAAUCGUGAAAGGCGAGGACUUCAGAAACUACGAUGAAGAAGAGAGGAUGGAUAAAGUAGACAAAAUCUAUGUGAUGGGUAAUGCUCUUCCUUCUGACAGGCUACUUCUAUUGCAAUGCUUGAAAAAGAAAGGCGCCGCGGUGGUGGCACUUGGAACCAGUACGAAGGAGUCCCCCGUGCUAAAAGAAGCUGAUCUCGGGAUCGCAAUGGGGACUUGGAGCAGCGAAAUGGCUAGAGAGAGCUCUGACAUCAUU